AUGGCGAGAAAUUUUCAAAGCUAUCAGGGUCUAUCGGAUUUUUUGCCCUUUCUUACCUGGAUCAAGACGUACGAUAUCAAAGCUUCAGCUUUGCGAGAUUUUAUGGGAUCUCUUCUGUUAGCUGCACUGCUUAUUCCACAAGGCAUCGCAAAUGGCUUAUUGGCAUCAGAUGUACUUGCUGGAAUGUUCUCCAUUCUUUUACCAAAUCUCAUAUAUCCAUUUCUUGGCUCCGCUCGACAUUGUACACUGGAUGAAUGUGGACAGAUUUUUUCCACUAUGUGCGCCGGAUCGAUGAUGAACUGUCUGAAGACCUUGGAUAUUGCACCGCCGCUGCUAUUUAUCUCCACUUUGAUUAUUCUUCUUGUAUUCAAAUGGAAGCUGGACGGAAUCCUUUUGCAAUCCACUGGUACAGCUACUCCAUAUGAGUUGUGCAUUCUAUUCAUUGUGGCUAUUGUCUGUCACUUAAUCGACUUACCCAAGACGCAACUGUUGGCCGCUUCCUUAGACUCAAGAUCCUUUGUGCUCCACACUCCAAUCAUUCCCACUAUGCAAGUGCUACUAGAUUCUUUUGCAAUAUUUUUAUUUUCUCUGAGCACACACAUGAGAGUUGCUAGUGUAGACGACAAAACGAAGAGAAUUAAUAAGAAGCAGGAGUCAUUUUGUUUUUCUGUAAUAUCAAUGCUCUCAAGCCCGAUUGGUCUUCUUCCACCAGCAAGUUCGAGAGAAAACACACAGAUGAGCCGGGAGACGAAGAAUUUCUCGUUGAUCAGCAAUCUCCUGGCUUCGAUUUGGAUGGCUCCGCUGGUAUACUUUGGACGUUUAACGGUUAUUCGGUUGAUUCCUGAGAGUGCAGUUAUCGGCUUGAUAAUUGCAUCAAUAUCAGAUUCAUGGGUCGAUUUGAAACGGUUACGAGUUUUAUUUUUGUUGCACAUAUGGGAUGCGCUCAUUUGCACAUUUGCAUUAUUUUCUGCCUUACUGAUUCCGAAUCUUUGUGUGGCAUUUCUUCUCUCUGUAGCUUGCGCUCUAUUCUCUGUUGUACUGAGAACGCAAUGGACGAAGUGUGAUGUCAUGGUACGGGUAGCUGACAAUUACUUCGGAGAAGAAAACAGGUAUGAAGGGGAAUGCCCCGACUCUCCUUUCUACAUUUUGCGAAUAAACACUCCGCUGAUAUUUAUGAACUGCGAAGCUGUUCGGGAAGCUAUACGCGCACAAGCGGUUGCUGUGAAAAGGCUCAUCGCUAUUGGCAUAGGCAGCCGCACUCCCUCCAUCCGCAGUCAUGCUCUUGCACAUCGAGGAAGCAUAACAGGUCGGACUAGCAACUUGACAAAUAUCAUCAUCACUCAAGACGCUGAUAUCCCCCAAGUGCAGUUCAGCGACUCGAUUGAUAAUACUACGCUUCCACCACCAGAGCAAAGCGCCCUCAGAUUCAUUGUUCUUGAAUGCUCUGGAAUGCCAUAUGUCGACCCUGAAGCAGUAGCAGUGCUUACGCAGAUUUAUUCCGAACUCCGCGCUGAUCAUGUUAAACUACUAUUAGCAGGUGUUAGCGCAAACGUCCGCGACUUUCUUGAAAUCAAUAAGUUCUUUUCGACUGUUCCGCGAGGGCAUCUCUUUCCUACUCUUCAAGAAGCCUUAUCAGCUGUUCGCAUAAUGAGCUUCCCAUUUCAUAUGAGCGUAUCUAUGAAUGGUUGUCGUGAUGUAAUCACUCUUUCAACAGCCCCAUCCAAUCACGAUUUCAUGUGUCGGCUCUCUCCAGAGCCUGUUUGAGGAAUAAAAGGACAGGCAGAAUGCUUCUAAGCCCUUGAUGAAAGAAGUGUUGAAGUCUGAUUCACGUG
This is a messenger RNA of Cylicocyclus nassatus, 1832 nucleotides long. NCBI's taxonomy places the organism in Eukaryota, Metazoa, Nematoda, Chromadorea, Rhabditida, Strongylidae. The record is from the annotation of a GenBank genome assembly.